Messenger RNA from Dermacentor silvarum, 711 nucleotides. Its product is annotated as acid-sensing ion channel 4-A-like. Gene Ontology annotation, molecular function: ligand-gated sodium channel activity. Bases 1 to 693 code for a protein of 230 amino acids. The transcript is spliced from 3 exons. Lineage: Eukaryota; Metazoa; Arthropoda; Arachnida; Ixodida; Ixodidae. Gene Ontology annotation, biological process: sodium ion transmembrane transport. The record is from RefSeq and is a predicted model, not a curated record. Gene Ontology annotation, cellular component: membrane.
AUGGCCGCGGCCGGCGUGGCCGCGGCCGGCGGCCGGCGUGGCCGCGGCCGGCGGCCGGCGUGGCCAACGCUGGCCGCGGCCGGCGUGGCCAACGCGCGCUCGUCGUCGGCGCUGCGGCGUAGCUCGGUGCCUGGUCUUCGGCUGGUUGCGAGCCCCGCGCCUUUGCCUCGCCUGCGGCGAGUGACGUGGCUGCUGGUGUGGCUGUCGCUCGGGGCGCUCCUGACGCAGGACCUAAGCGCCGUCGUGACCGACUACCUGCGCUUCGACGAUAUCGUAACAGUGUCGGUGCACGAGCCGGCGCGACCCAGCUUCCCCGCUGUCACCGUGUGCAACGUGAACCGGGUGCGCCGGUCGGCGCUUUGCGACCACCACCGGCGGCCGCUGCACGCGCUCGACCCAGCACUGCUGCGCUGGAGACGCCUCCUCUGCAACUCCACUACUUACCCGAACAUUGCGUUGAGCAAGGAGGAUCUGGAACUGCAGCGAGAGCUGGCCGAAUGGACCCGGACAGUGUUCCGCAACACCCGAUACGCGGACCUUCACCUGGGACACCAAGUGGACAACAUGCUGCAACACUGCGCCUUCAACGGCCAAGACUGCAGGGCGAUUGAGUAUACGCCGCUCAUGGCCGCUUUGCUGCCCGCACAUGCGACGGCGGCAACGCAUUUACUCGCGGGAACAAAAGGGCAUUAGUAGCUUGAUACCCAAGCU